CUAAUAAUCAUGGACGGUCCUCGACCUUUGCACUAAGCUUCCCUAAACCCCCUCACCUUUCAAAAGCUUCACUAAACCCCCUGACCUUUAUGGCGGCGCCAUUCACGGCCCUUCUGAAAAAAAAAACACAAAAUCGCGGCGCCGCCAACGAUUUAAUCGUUUGCAUGCGUUUUCCUCGCCACCUGUCGACCCACGUGACCUGUCCUCUGUCAGUUGCAACAGUCCCUCUCUCUGACAUGCCGGUUGACUUUUCAAAUUUUAAAAUCAAAAAAAAAAAUUAACCGCUCGGUAAUUUUUAUCUCUCUUUCAUCUUCUUUCUGACAUACUCUUUCAUCCUUCUCUUCUCUUCCCUUUUUUCUUCUGAAACUCAUUCUCUUCCCUUUUUUCUUCUGAAACUCUCAUUUUCACACCGCCAUUGUCUCGUCGAUUGCCUGUUCAUCUUCCGUGCUUUCUGUGUUUUUGCAUUGUGAAGAAGAAAAAAUAACGAAGGAACAAAACAUAAAUUUAGAGUUUUUAUAGUGAAAGAAUUACAAAAAUGAGAAAGAAAGGAAAAGGAAAAUCAAAGGAAAGAGAACGAACGGGACCACCUGGAACUGCUGGAUGGGGUUUAAUGGAUGAGAGCGAUAGUGACGAAGUGGUGGAAGUGUCACCAGGUUUUUUUGAAUUUUUUCAAAUCAACCUUCACAUUAAUGGGGCAUUGGGGGAAUGGGGUUACCAUGAUGGGGAAGUGUCCACCGGCGUUUAUUCUGUGUCUGGUAUGACUAUGAAGAAAUUAGAUAGAUGGAUGAAAAGAGAAAAAGUUGAGGGCUUAGUUGAUUAUUACUGGAAAGAAAAAGACAAGGAAUUUCAUGAUUGGAUUAGACCGAUAAAUCACGACGAUGAUGCUAUGGAAAUGGCAAGUGCUGGGAAGAGGGACGGAGAAGUGGAUGUCUAUGUUAGGAAACUGACCGUUAAAGACAUUGAGGCUUUAGUCCCUCCGCCCCCCUCGCCCCCACAUGUUGUAAUUGAGGAGAUACCAAAUCCCAAAGAUUUAGCUUAUGUGUAUCCCACUCCCGUGAAAAAAGUAAGGGGUAAACCAUUGGCUACCAAGGCUGGUGGGAGUAAACCACUGGGUACCAAGGCUGUUGGUGAAGGUCCUUCAGAAAGUGGGGGGUCAUGGAUGAGUCCAUAUGUAAGUGAAUAUGUAAGUGAAGGGGCUUCUAUGGUCCAGGGAAAUACGCAGGCUCAGGGGAAUGAAGGGGCAGAUUUUUUGGGACAAACUGACACUGGGAAUGAUGAGGUUGCUGGUGAGCGGGCAAAUGAAGAGGCAAGCGUUCAGAUGGCUGAUGAAGAUUGCCAUGAUAAGGGGGAUGGGGCUGCUGAAGAUUGCCAACUUAAUGGGGCUGAGGCUGGGGCUGUGGAUGGGGCUGAAGCUGAGGCUGGGGCUAUGGAUGGGGCUGAGGCUGAGGCUAUGGAUGGGGCUGAGGCUGAGGCUAUGGAUGUGGCUAUGGAUUUGGCUGAGGCUGAGGCUGGGGCUGCUGAAGAUUGGCAAGUGAAUGGGGUUGAGGCUGGGGCUAGUGAACAGCAUGGGCCACAAGAGGAAGAAGUUCCAAUUCAGGGGCCACAUGAGGAAGCUCAGGAUUUGGGGGCUGACGAUGGGCCGCACAUGGAUGAGGUAGAGGGGCUGCAUGAUAAGGGUCCUACUCAACAAACUCAAGAUGUGGACUUCGACAAUUUCUUCCAGACCCAACAUCAGCCCCCUUUUGAGGGUUUAUUUGAGGACCAGAACAGGGAACUACCGCAAAGGCAAAGUGAAGACCAGCCACCAAUGCCCACUGAAGAAGAGCUUCAUCAUUCACAUGAAUGGGUUGAAGUUGAAGAUUGGGAUGAUGAUCUAGAUGAGUACAUUGUGGAUCCUGAUUAUGACAUCUUGGAUGGUGAUGAAGAUUUGACUACCGAGUUGAGGUCAAACGGUCAGUUGCCUGAAGAUAAUGAAGAGAAUGAAGAGAAUGAACAGGAUGAAGAGAACGAAGAGAAUAUUGGUGCUUCGCAGAACAGGGCUGGUGGGAGACCCAAAGGUAAAGCCCAAUUUGAGUCUGGUGGUGUUGACAGAACAAUUCACCAGGACACUGUGGGUGGUGAUUCAGAGUACGUAGAGUCUGAUGGUAAUAGAUCUAUUUCAGAUUCAGAAGAAGAGGGGGGGGAGGAUUUUAAUGUGUUUGAUGAAGACCACGACCAUGAGGGUCCAACUUUCUCUAUUGGGAUGUUGUUCACUGACAGGGAGCAGUUUAAGAAGGCCUGCCGUGAGUGGGGGAUACACCACAGGUACCAACUGCACUUCCCUGUAAAUGAGAUAACAAGGGUGAGGGCAAAGUGCUACUCAAAGAGCAAAUGUAAGUUCUACGUGUUUGCCUCAAAGCUGCACCUCAAAGAUCCCAAUGACAACACAUUCCGAGUGAAGACCCUUGAUCUGCGCCAUACAUGUCCUAAAGUGAGCAAAAACUUCCACCUGACUAGUGCAGUCCUCGCCGACAAGUACUUAGAAGAAUUUAGAAACGAUCCUGAAUAUAAGUCUGAAGUGUUUGUGAAGAAGAUUCAGACGGACCUAAAACAAUCAAUAAGCAUUCAGCAGGCAAGAAGAGCAAGAAGGGCAGCAUUGGACAAAUUGGAGGGUGAUGAAGACCGGCAAUAUGAGAAGCUGUAUGACUAUAAGAGGGAGGUUUUGAGAACCAACCCAGGCAGCACGGUGGAGUUUAAAGAAGCAAGGGGGAAGUUCCAGGGAAUGUAUGUAUGUUUUGAUGGGUUGAAGCAGGCCUUCGUGAAUGGGAUGAGACAGAUUGUCUGUCUGGAUGGGUGCUGGUUGAAGGGUAAAUACGGGGGUCAACUUCUUUCUGCAACAGGGAUUGAUCCAAACGACUGUAUGUACCCCUUAGCAUAUGCCUGGGUUAAAACGGAGAACACGGAGACCUGGAUGUGGUUUAUUGGGCUACUAUCAGUUGAUCUGCACCUUACGAAUGCCGCUGUUUUCAUGUCCGAUAAACAAAAGGGUUUGUUGAAUGCUGUGAAGGAGUUGUUCCCAUAUUCAGAGCAUCGAUUUUGCUGGAGGCAUUUGUGGGCCAAUUUCAGGAGCACAUUUCACACGCAACACAUGAAGCCCUUCAUCUGGAACAUUGGAACAGCAACAUACAAAGCAGCCAUGGAUAGAGCAAUGAAAGCUCUGGAAGACAAACAUGACGCUGGCUACAAAUGGAUCAAAGAGAGGGACAGGAAACACUGGUGUAGAGCGCUGUUCAAAGAGGAAGUUAAGUGUGAUAUCCUCCUAAACAACCUGGCUGAAGCAUUCAACAAGUACAUACUUGCUGCAAGAGAGAAGCCAGUGUUGACAAUGUUCGAAAUGAUAAGGACGCAGCUUAUGAAGAGGAUUAAUGACAAGCAGAAGUUUGGGGGAAACAUGGAGGGUGAGCUGUGCCCAAAGAUCAGAAAGAAGCUUGCUAAAAUCAUUGAUUAUGGUUGGAAGUUCACCGCAGAUCCUGGUGGUAGCCCUCAGUGGCAGGUAGAGGGCCCAGGGGGCCAGUUCGUAGUUGAUUUGGCUAACAGAACAUGCACAUGUCGAAGGUGGCAGCUUAGUGGAAUCCCAUGUUCGCACGCUACACCAUGCAUAUAUGGAAAUAAUCAACGGCCUGAAGAGUUUGUGGAUGAUUGCUACAGUGUAGCUACGUAUCAGAGGGUAUACAGCUAUGUAAUCAACCCUAUGAAUGGGCCAGACAUGUGGGAAACAGACCCUGAGCCGGCUAAUAUCAUACUCCCACCAUCCCCAGUACAUAAGAAGAAGAGGGGCAGAAUACCAACGGCCAGGAAAAAAGAGGCGGAGGAACUAGAGAAACAAAGGGUUGAAAAAGCCAAGGAAGCCGCUGCAGGUAGGGAAAAGUUGCCAAGGAAAGGAAAUAUGAGAAUGACGUGCAGUUUAUGUGGUCAAUAUGGACACAAUAAGAGGGGUUGCCUAAAGAGGAGUGGGGGUCAGUCAACUCAUGAGGUUGGUGGUCCGUCAGCUAAAAGAGUGCCUGGUGGUCAGUCUGUUGAAAGAGAGCCUGGUGGUCAGUCUGCUGAACGAGAACCUGUGCUUCAUGACUCUCCAGUCACCCUCCGCUGGAUGAUGGAUGGUACAAGUCAAGUCGUUCAUAGGUCACCGAGUAGACGUGACACCUUUCCAUUUGUGGAUCAAGCAGUUCCGGCGGAACCUCCGCUUGCUGACCAAGGCCAACCAGACCAGAACCACCCAGGUGAUGCAGAAGAGAAUGCCUUCAACAGCCAACGGAGCAGUGUUGACGAUGGAGCUCCGUCCCAACCUAUCCCGACGCAAGCUGAAAAAGGAAAAGGGAAGCGGAGAGCUAAAGAUGUUCCCUCUAGAUACAUGAACAUCCUGAGGAAGAGAUCCAAAAAAACGUAGUGCUGGAACAUGGAUUAGUGGUAGUUAUUUUGCUAAUUAUUAUUGUGGUGCACAUAGGCAGUAUUUUGAACCAUGCUUUUGAUUGUUUUGAGCCACAAUGUUGUGGUUGUUUUA
Messenger RNA from Mercurialis annua (annual mercury), 4540 nucleotides. RefSeq lists its product as uncharacterized. NCBI's taxonomy places the organism in Eukaryota, Viridiplantae, Streptophyta, Magnoliopsida, Malpighiales, Euphorbiaceae. Gene Ontology annotation, molecular function: zinc ion binding. The transcript is spliced from 5 exons. The record is from RefSeq and is a predicted model, not a curated record. The coding region runs from base 536 to 4426 and encodes 1296 amino acids.